UGUAUGCAUACGAGAUUUUAUUAGCUGAAUAAAAAACAUUUUUAUGUUUAUAUUAAUAAAACCCCAAUAAUCAUGAGUCACUCUAUGAGCAGUCCAAAGAAUAUCCAAUUAAUUUUCGAAACGUAUCAAAAAUCCAGAGUGGCGUUCGUCCAAGCCAUGGCAGAGCUGGCGACGAGGGCGACCAACGUUAAAUGUUUGGAAAGCGUCGGGGUAUUAGAACUUCUACGGCCGCUGCUCUCAGACCCGUGCAGCACGGUGCGGCAAUGCACGGUGGUAGCGGUGGCGAGGCUGGCCGAACACGACGAGGGCGUGGCGCGGCAACUACUCGCGACCGGCAUGGUUACCAUCGUGUUAGAAAACCUCAACAAGUACAACGUAUUCUACAAAAGAUCUGCACUAUACCUUAUGCGGGCUGUUGCAAAGCACAACGAGGAACUUGCUUCGUCCAUUGUUCGACUCGGAGCUCUCGAGCACAUCGUAUCGUGUCUUGAUGACUUUGACACCCAGGUGAAAGAAAACGCGGCUUGGGCUUUGGGCUACAUCGGUAAACACAAUGAAGUUCUAGCGGGCAUGGUGGCGGACGCGGGCACGCUCCCACUCCUGGUGCUAGCCUUUCAGGAGCCCGAGAUAAGUCUCAAACAGAUCACAGCAGGUGCCUUGGUAGAUUUGGCGCAGCAUAAACCAGAGGCAGUUGUGAACGCGGGGGCCAUUUGUCACCUGGUGCGAGCAUUGGAGAACCAGGACCCAAAGUUGAAACGCAGCACGUUAUGCGCGCUCGGCGCGGUGGCAAGCGCGCGAGCCGAGCUAGCCGAGGCGGUGGUGGCCGGAGGCGCUUUACCACCUGCCCUCCUACACGCCGGCCACGACGCCGCGCCCGUGCGCCGCGCCGCCGCCUGCCUCAUCCGGGACAUCGUCAAGCAGUCGGUUGAUUUAGCCCAGCUAGUGGUGAACACAGGCGGCUGCGGGCCGCUGGCGGAGCUGUUGAGCGAGAGCACGGGCGGCGUGCGAGUGCCGGCGUGCAUGGCGCUCGGCUACAUCGCCGGCCAGUCCGACCAGCUCGCUAUGGCUGUCAUCGAGGCCAAGGCUAUCGCCGUAUUAGUGACGAUCCUUCAGAACACGGAGGGCGAGGACGCGGAGCUGUGCGCCGCGGCGUGGACGCUGGGCCACAUCGCGAAGCAUUCGCCACAGCACAGCCUGGCCGUCGCUGUGGCUAAUGCUCUACCUAGGCUGUUGCAGCUAUACACAAAUCCGAAGUCAUCAGCCGAAGUGCAUGCCAGGACCUCCUGUGCCCUAAAACAGGCUCUUCAAUGCUGUCUGCAUCGCCCUGCGCUGGAGCCUUUACUGCACGCUGCACCCGCUUGCAUUCUCAAAUAUGUCCUUGCACAGUAUGCUAAGAUAUUGCCGAAUGACGCAAGAGCAAGGAGACUUUUUGUAACAACUGGUGCAUUGAAGAGAAUACAAGAGAUAGAUACCGUUCCAGGGACAUCUCUAAAAGAAUACAUUAACAUAAUAAAUAGUUGCUUCCCUGAAGAAAUAGUCAGAUAUUACACACCAGGAUUCUCAGAUUCAUUACUUGAGAGAGUAGAAGCAUUUACGCCUCAGAUACCGGAACUAUUUACAGACAGGGUGCCUAGUGAUUGCCAGAGUGAAUUAACAGUAGAAAAUGCAAAUUAAACAGUAUUUAUUGAUCAAUUAUGUUAUAUUUUAUUCAAUAAAAGUUAUUUUAAUUCGA
Molecule: messenger RNA, 1732 nt
Organism: Cydia amplana
Lineage: Eukaryota; Metazoa; Arthropoda; Insecta; Lepidoptera; Tortricidae
Product: sperm-associated antigen 6-like
Exons: 14
Coding region: 73-1674 (533 amino acids)
Biological process (GO): cilium movement
Cellular component (GO): microtubule cytoskeleton
Molecular function (GO): microtubule binding
Source: RefSeq, a predicted model, not a curated record